Molecule: messenger RNA, 321 nt
Organism: Osmia bicornis bicornis
Lineage: Eukaryota; Metazoa; Arthropoda; Insecta; Hymenoptera; Megachilidae
Product: peritrophin-1-like
Exons: 3
Coding region: 1-321 (106 amino acids)
Cellular component (GO): extracellular region
Molecular function (GO): chitin binding
Source: RefSeq, a predicted model, not a curated record
AUGAAGGGAUUAUUUUUCAUCACCAUUGCCGCGUAUAUUGGCUACAUUGUAUAUGCUGAAGACUUGCCGACCGUGAAUUGCCCGCCGUACGACGAAAAUUCAACUGGGCCAAUCUAUGCUCCACACCCGUGCAAUUGCAGUGCUUACUACCUUUGCUUACCACCUAUGAAUAGGCCCGAGCUAUGCCCUAAUCAUCAGUAUUUCAAUGACGCCACGAAGAAAUGCGAUUCGCCAGCGAAUGUAAAAUGCAAGACUCAUCCUAAGUGCCCGAAACCCGAAAUCCAAGAUGCAGUAGUUAUGGACGCCAAAUCAGUAAUUUAA